CCCAAGUCAAUUCAUCUUGCCCACACGACUCCGUGCUCUUCCGUCUCUUUCAACUUCGGUUCUGCAACUUCGACUCCGAUAGGAGGGUUGAGACGAUCUUCCAGACCCCGCCCCGUCUGUGCCCCGGACAGGGUAACCUCGCAACGCAUAGUAGUCGCCCAUCAACCUCAGAUCACAAGAGUGUCGUUAACGAUCUCAAAAUCUGGAACCUAACUUCUCUCGUCGCCUGUGCUCUGACCGACGCCGCUAUCCGCAUCCCACCACGAUUUGACAAAGGAUCAUACUGGGUUCCGGAGCGAGCACCGAUAUGCUCGGAUCCGGGAACCCUCGGUGACAUAUAAACGAAUCAAUAACUGCUUACGCGCUGGCUGCGAAUAUGUUUACCGAGGGACAUGGCUCUUCGGAUGCCGCCAGCGGCUCUCAAGAGCAGCAGGGCCCUUCAUCGCCCUCCGCGCCUCAUACACCGCCUCCCAUGCCGAAGGAUCCAACCUUCCUAGAUCACCUUGAGAUGCUCUCGACGCGCAUACCCGGUGUUUGGAUUACACCCUUCUGUGGAGCCAGUGCGGGUGUAGCCUCUGGUAUUGUGACAUGUCCGUUGGAUGUGAUCAAGACAAAAUUACAGGCCCAAGGUGGGUUUGCGCGACGGCGCGGUGAAGCUGUUGAGACGAAAGCUUUGUACCGGGGUAUGCUGGGCACUGGAAGGGUAAUUUGGAGGGAAGAUGGAAUCCGAGGGCUUUACCAGGGACUGGGCCCCAUGCUUCUGGGGUACCUUCCGACGUGGGCUGUCUAUUUGGCCGUUUAUGAUCGGUCUCGGGAGUAUUUUUACGAGACUACCGAUAGUUGGUGGCUCUCAAGAGGGUAUGCCUCUCUAACAGCUGGCGCCUGCUCUACACUCGCGACGAACCCGAUAUGGGUCAUAAAGACGCGGCUCAUGUCUCAGAGCCUCAAAUCUAGUAGCGAAGGGUAUCGGGCUCCGUGGCAGUAUAAAAGCACUUGGGACGCCGCUCGCAAGAUGUACAGGAGUGAAGGAAUUCGCUCAUUCUACUCAGGACUCACACCGGCACUCUUAGGCUUGACGCAUGUUGCUAUUCAAUUCCCGCUCUACGAGUACUUGAAGAUGGCUUUUACCGGUUAUGGGAUCGGAGAACAUCCCGACAGCGGCAGCUCUCACUGGUUUGGGAUUACUGCCGCAACGUUUCUCAGCAAGGUCUGCGCUAGCACCGUCACGUAUCCGCACGAAGUGCUACGGACGAGACUUCAGACUCAACAGCGCACGUCCCCGGCCUCUUCACCAGAGGAAAUUGCAUUUCGUGGUGGACUGGACCAUCCUCAGGACCGAGGUCGCCCUCCAGGUGCGGCCUCAUCGGACGGCAUGCCCAAUCGGCCGCGAUACACAGGCGUCAUCCGCACCUGCCAGACGAUUCUCAGAGAAGAAGGCUGGCGCGCAUUCUAUUCCGGGAUUGGCACGAAUCUUUUCCGUGCUGUCCCGGCUGCCAUGACUACCAUGCUUACCUAUGAAUAUCUUCGGAAAUCCAUCUCGCAUAUACAACAUGAAGGAAAGCUGAAGCUGGAAGUGCAGGCGGGCAGAGCCGGUGAUUCCUCCGACGCAAUAUAAAUUAUUAGAUGUUUAAAUCAUGGUUACAAGGACACGCAAUUGUGAAUGUUGCUUACCACUUGUCAACCCUCAUGAUGAUUUUAGAGACUACGGCUUCUCAUGUUCAAACUGCAUACAUUUUCCACAUCGCUCUAUUGGCAAUGGCUCGACCUUUUAUCAAUAGUGAUGCCGGGGUAGAGUGACGGGGCCUAACAUGGGAAGCUUCCAUCAUUUCAUGUCCUUGUGGUUUAUUCUCUUGUGGUACUGAGCGUCUUGUCUUUCAUGAACAGAUAGGUCAUCGAUGCAAUUGUAUAUAUUCUGUCAUACCUCCUUGCCUUCUAGUCC
Molecule: messenger RNA, 1939 nt
Organism: Aspergillus homomorphus CBS 101889
Lineage: Eukaryota; Fungi; Ascomycota; Eurotiomycetes; Eurotiales; Aspergillaceae
Product: putative mitochondrial carrier protein
Exons: 3
Coding region: 377-1615 (412 amino acids)
Biological process (GO): pyrimidine nucleotide import into mitochondrion
Cellular component (GO): mitochondrion
Molecular function (GO): pyrimidine nucleotide transmembrane transporter activity
Source: RefSeq, a predicted model, not a curated record